CUGAUUCUCUUGGCAUUUUUGGAUUCGCGUGGCAAGUUCGUUCCGCAGUGUUCCCGGUCCGGUGCAGUUGUAGUUGCAUAUUCGCCAGCGAUUCAGACGCCAUCUUCCGACCCCCAACAAACCAAUCACCAUGAAGAUCUACAAGGAUAUCAUCACCGGCGACGAGAUGUUCGCCGACACCUACAAAAUGAAGCUGGUGGACGACGUGAUCUACGAGGUUUACGGCAAGCUCAUCACCCGCCAGGGCGAUGAUAUCGUAUUGGCCGGGGCCAACGCGUCCGCCGAGGAAGCCGACGAGGGCACCGAAAUCAACUCGGAGUCGGGCGUCGAUGUGGUGUUGAACCAUCGUCUGGUGGAGUGCUUUGCCUUCGGCGACAAGAAGUCCUACACCCUUUACCUGAAGGACUACAUGAAGAAGGUGCUGGCCAAGCUGGAGGAGAAGUCCCCCGACCAGGUCGACGUCUUCAAGACCAACAUGAACAAGGCCAUGAAGGACAUCCUCGGCCGCUUCAAGGAGCUUCAGUUCUUCACCGGCGAGUCGAUGGACUGCGACGGCAUGGUGGCCCUGGUGGAAUACCGCGAGAUCGGUACCGAGAGCGUUCCCGUGCUCAUGUUCUUCAAGCACGGACUCGAGGAGGAGAAGUGCUAGAUGAUCCGCCACCUUCCCCACGGAACUAUACUCAUGCAUACCUUCUACACAUAUUUAUCAGAUGCUUAGUUACAAUUUUGAAAGUCUUAAAUUUAUGUUAAACGCUGACAAAAUGCCUGUCCUCGAUCUGUGCGAUUUUAUUUCUGAUUUCUUUCGGCCGGAGCACUCAUAAAUUCGACUCAAUGUAUGUUUAUUGUUUAAAAUCACACCGAGCUAAACAACUGAAUUGCGCCAACUAUUGUAAUUAAAAUAAUAUUUUGAUAGAACAACACCUCUUAAAA
This is a messenger RNA of Drosophila subpulchrella, 930 nucleotides long. It is a transcript of the gene Tctp, whose product is annotated as translationally-controlled tumor protein homolog. The transcript has a single exon. Lineage: Eukaryota; Metazoa; Arthropoda; Insecta; Diptera; Drosophilidae. Gene Ontology annotation, molecular function: calcium ion binding. The record is from RefSeq and is a predicted model, not a curated record. Bases 131 to 649 code for a protein of 172 amino acids. Gene Ontology annotation, cellular component: cytoplasm.